GGCGGACUACGACCGUGGUGAUCAUCCUGAGCAGGCCCGGGAGGCGUUCGCUGGGGCUGACGCGUGCAUCUGGACGGUCGCGAUUACGCCCUCGAAAUCCAAGAUGCACGCACCGGAGGAGGUGCGGCGCUCAAAUUCACUGUCGGCGUGCCGAGUAUCACGGUGGAGGACGUGGCCUCCGCCAUGCUGGAUCAGAUCCUCAACGGAUUCGAGAAGGAGCCUUUGACGAAUGAUGACCUGCAGGCUAUCGCCAACCGGGUUCGGCCCCAGUAGGCAUUUCGGCGCUACACAAAGCGUCAUGGUAGGUAGGAGUGUCACCCACUCAGUUGACCGUCAUCGGCGAACAUGCUUGCAAAGCGUAGAUGUAAACACGCAUUACGACUCGAGGACGCCUUGUACGAUAUUCUCCUGCAUCCCUAGCCAGACUCCGAACGUCGGUGUCCUCAACCACCGCUGGUAAAACUCCUUCCUUUUUGCGGUGCUCCUAA
Messenger RNA from Mycena citricolor, 488 nucleotides. NCBI's taxonomy places the organism in Eukaryota, Fungi, Basidiomycota, Agaricomycetes, Agaricales, Mycenaceae. The record is from the annotation of a GenBank genome assembly.